CAGGGGCUGUUCGCGGGAGCUAAAAAUUGCAGUUCGUUUUUGCUCUGCCUCCUUCACAGGUUUUUGUGGACUUUCUGCUCAUGUUUCGAAGAAUCUUGGCGAGUUCUGCGCGCCAGAGAGAGAGAGACACGGACAGCCGUGCAAUCGAAGUUAGAAGCCGCGUGCGACGGUGCCUUCAACGAGUUGAACGUCGAUUUUUCUUCCGCAGAGAAAGCGGGAGAAAGAGCAUUUGAAAGGAAGCACUUUCGCUUUUUGGGUUGGUUGAGAACCUUGGCGCGUUGGCCUGCAAAAAUCUCUACGAGGCUCUGGAGUUUCGCUCGAGUCUUGUCAAAUUCACCCCUCCCGAACCUUGGUAGUAUUCCCCGGGAGGUCCGCGACCGGAUUCUCCCGCGUUUCUCGUUGUCCGUCGACUCACAGGUGUGCGGAGUUCCAUUCUUUUCCUCUGUUUUGCAGACGUCUUGAAGAAUCCCGUUAAACUCAUUAACUGCACGCUGCGACACUGUCCGUGUGUGUUUCCGUCGUCGUCGCCUUGCCGUUCGCGCGGUUCGCAAAGCUCCCGCAGCUCCUCGGCAGGCAGCAGAACAGAGACCUUUUCUCCCAACUCUCGAAAAACGGUGUCGCUUUUCAGAUUAACAAAAGCAAAGCCAUUUUUCUUGACGCUUCGUCCACUCGACCUCGGACGCACAGAGACAAAGGUGCCGUCUUGGUGGAGAAAAACAUGGAAACUGAAGGACUAGCCGUAUACGCGACGAGACUCUGGAAUCCACGAGGCCCGAAGGCACUUCCUGCCUUUGGGAUAUGAAGUUUAAAGCGUCACCGGUCUCCAGGAGCUUUCCAAAGGACUGAACGGAGACAAGCCAAGUUUCCAAGAGACAAUCAACUUGCGCCUCCACCGAGAGAGGCGCCACAAGAACGAGCUCAGUCUGCGUCGGCGACAGGUCGUUUGUGCAGCGGCGAGUCGAGCAGACAGAAGGCUCUCCAAGUUUCUGUGGGCAUCCACUCCGAUGCGGCACUGCAGAGGGGCUCUCGAGGUCCAGCUCUCUGUUGUUUUUCUCAACAGCGACAACUUCUCCUCCCUUUUUCUCAAUUGCCCCUCUGCCUCUCCCAUAAACGGAAGAAACUCCAAAAUGUUCCAGAGAGACAGACAAAGCCGUACAUGUCUCUUUCCGUUCCCUCCCUGAGCGUCAGUCCGCGACGUUUCCUUCCUCCCUUCUCUCCACUCUUCUCCCUCUCCCUCCCCCUGCCGAGAUGGAUGCGCAGAAGCCGUCUCCGUAUCACGGGGCGUCUCCGGUGUCUUGUUCGUCCUCCUCCUCUCGCUCUGCUCCGGUUGCUCUGCCGUCUCUGCUAUCUCCCUCCUCCUCUUCCUCUUCUUCCUCUUCUUCUUCCUCUUCUUCUUCCUUUCCUUCUUGCUCUGCUGCCUCUUCCCCUUCGCGUUCGGUAUGGCGCGACCCGGUAGUUCUCUUUCUGCUGGCGGGCAAUUUCUUCCUGUACGUGGACCGCGGCGUCCUGCCAGGCACCACUGUCGAGAUGACCGCCUUCAUCUCCGCGACGACCUCCACAGAGAGUCCUGAUACGCUCCUCGGCGUCCUCCAGGCUUCCUUCAUCGCGGGCCUCUCUGUGGGGUCGCCCUGCUUCGGACACAGCGUCCACCGGCAGCCGCCGUUUCUGCUCCUCGCGCUCGGCUUGAGUCUCUGGACAGCUGCGCUGCUGCUUGCCGCGCUCGCCUUCCCCCUGGCCUCCUUCCCCCUCCUGCUGGCAGGGCGCAUGCUCAGUGGCGUCGGAGAGGCCGCCUUCGUCGCCAUCGCCUUCCCCUUCCUCGCUGUGUACGCGGAGACCGGCCAGCGGGAGGCGCGAGACGCAGGAUCGAGAAGGUACGACGACGAGGAGGAAGAGGAGGGAGCGAGGCGCAGGCGCCAGGGGACAGCCGGCGAAGGAAAAGGCAGCUGCUCACGGGGAAGAAGGACUCGACGCUGCUCCACGGAACACCCCGGCGGCUUUUCGGGCCAUGCCAGUCGUCUUUCCUCAGCAGACAGACUCGUGACCGAGUCUUCCUCUCACCCUCACUCUCCCUCCUCCCCUCCGACCCCUCGACCAGCGAGACGGACAUCGGAUUCUUCGCAGACUUCUCCUCCUUCUUCUCCUUCUUCUCCUUCUCCUUCUUCUCACAUGUCGUCUCCGUUUCCUCGUCGAAUUUCAUCGUCUGAUCCUCAGAGUUCCUCUUCACCUCCGUCUUCUUCCGAGCGAGGGAGUUCACAGGGUCUCGUGCUGGGAGUGUUUCUUUGCAUGCUUCCUCUGGGCGUCUCUGCGGGCAUUGCAUGUGGAGCAGCGCUCGCGCGUCUGCUUCCAUCCGGCUGGGCGCCUGCGUACGCGUUUCUCGGCUUCGCAGGUUUCCUCCUCGCCUGCGCGGCCUACGCAAUUCAUUGUUCUCUCGAACGCAGUCCAAAGGCGGUCGAAGACCCAGGGAGAAGCGAGACGCGUGGAUGUCUCGUCAACGAACUCACGCCUGGCAGCGACGAAGAAGAAGACCCAGACGAGGGAAGAGCAGAAGACGGAGAAGAAGGAAAAGCAGAAGAAGAAAGGUCCUCUUUUUCCGUUCUCCUUCCUUGUUCGUCACGAGGCACUGCUGACGGAGAGCACUGGAUCAAAACGCAUGGCGAGGGAAGCCUUGAGGCUCCGUUCCUUCCUUCUUGGCCUCCUCAGCGUCCUCGAAACUUCUCUGCUUCUGCUUCUUCUUUCUCCCCCUCUUCUUCUGCAUCUUCGUCCUGUACUUCUCUCUCUCCUCCUCCACCCUCGUCUUCGCCUGCCGGGCAGAGGAAGCCUUCUUUGUGGGAGGAGACGCAGACGCUGCUGGCGUCUCCAGCCUUUCUGUUUCUCUGUGUCGCCUCCGCGAGCUACGCGUCCGUCGUGCAAGGCCUGGCGACUUUCUCCGCAAACAUUCUUCUCGGCUUGGGCGUCUUUCGCUCGGAGCUCGACGCAGGCCUCGUCGCAGGCGUCCUCGCGGCUUCUUCCGGCAUAGCUGGCUCCGCGCUUGGAGGAUGGCUGGUCGACACACUGACUACCCCAGCUGAAAGUCUCUCGACGCAGGAGAGAAGACACAGACAGAGAGAAGAAAGAGAGGAAGAAAGAGAGGAAGAAAAAGAGGAAGGAGAGAGAGCAGGAGCGAGUGAAAAAGCAGAGGAGGAAAGAGAAGAUGGAGAAAGAGAGAGAGAGGGAGAGGAGGGAAGUCGUGGGUUGAGUGAAGCGUUUUCUGGAGAGACUGAGAAAGGGCAUCAGAGCCUUGUUCUGUCUUUGUCGAAAGAGGGAGAAAGUCGACGCAGAAGAUGGAAAGAGGCGAGAAGCCAAGCAGAGCUGGGAAGCGCCCGCAGACGCGCAGGAACCAGCGGAUUUGUUCUUCCAGAGAGCGGAAAGGCGAGAACGAAGGUGGCGCCCGCGGGCAGGUUCCUCGCAGGAUCGGAAGACGAAAAUGAAGAAGAGGGAGGAAGAGAAAACGAAGAAGAGGGUCUCUCGCUUCUCGCGGCGAGAGAGGAACGGACUCCCCAGCAGUCAUCCACGCAUGCAACAGAGAUCUCGAGAGUGCUGAAACUUCGUCGCCUCUGCUGGUUGAAUCUCGUUUUCAUCUCCGUCGCCUUCUGCUUUCUCUCGGGAAGCAGUGUGGCUACCAGUCCUUGGCUCUUCCUUCUUCUGCAGCUGUGCGGCCUCGCGAGUCUCUACGCGACUCAGGUCGGAAUCAGUCUGGCGCAGAUGCUCGCUGUCCCAGAAGAAAACCGUUUCUUCGCGGUUGCCGCGUCCAUCUUGGUGAUGCACACCCUAGGAGACAUCCCCUUUCCAGUCGUCGUGGGCUACGUCAAGGAUCGCCUGGCGCCCCACUGCGCCCAGAUCUCCCCAGAGGACGGCGCGAGCGCUGCGUGCCGCGCAGAGGAGGCGGGACUGCGGUGGACGCUCUUCUUGAUUUUCUCGGUUCUUCUGCUCAUGGCUGCCGCAACGUUCGCCGCGAAGGCUGUCGCCGAUCGAAAAAUGCAGACAGAAGAAGCGGCAAACGCAGACGGAAGAGACACCAACGCCCGGCACCCAUCCGAAAACAACCCUGCUGACCUGUCUCUCACCCAUGGCUUCGCAGACACCCGCCAGGAUGUCUAAUAUGCAUGUAUAUAUGCAUAUAUAUAUAUAUAUAUAUGUUUUCAUGCAUGCCGUGACGCAUAUCCAGUUGCGUAUGUGCAUAUACAAUAUAUAAAACUAUACAUAGAUAUAUGUAUAUGUACGUGGGUGUAUGUACAGCGAAAGACGUGCCUCCACGUGUACAUGUAUAUAUGUACU
This is a messenger RNA of Toxoplasma gondii ME49, 4314 nucleotides long. RefSeq lists its product as hypothetical. Gene Ontology annotation, molecular function: transporter activity. NCBI's taxonomy places the organism in Eukaryota, Apicomplexa, Conoidasida, Eucoccidiorida, Sarcocystidae. The coding region runs from base 1249 to 4137 and encodes 962 amino acids. The transcript has 7 exons. The record is from RefSeq and is a predicted model, not a curated record. Gene Ontology annotation, cellular component: membrane.